AUUUCCCGGCCUCUUUCUCUCCCCCUGCUCUGCUGGCUUUGUUUCUCUGCCUUGUGUUUUACCCUUUCCCCGGUAGCUUUUAGAGCCCUGACACAGACUUCCUGUGAGUCAGCACAGCAGACAUUUGGAGGAGAAUAACUGAUGGGCAGAGCCACAGUGUGUUUGGGUGACAAAAAGCGAGAGGUCUGGACUCUGCGUUAGUUGCCAAGCUAUCUCUGACCGAAAAAUCCUCAUCUGGCUAAUUCUUAGAGAACAAAAGCAGAUGAAAGCCCAACGGUUUCAAAUAAGGAGAAGCAUCCGGAGGAGAGGACUAAAAACCGGAGCCCUCUCAGGAAACAAAAUGGGGAAGGAGAAGUGGGAGUAUGCCGAGGCGAGGUAGAAAUCUUCAUGAGUCAGGAUAAAGCCAAGAAAGUAAAACCCAGCCGGAAACAGAUGCGACACACCCAUUCCCUGCGAAUGAAGCUUCCAUAACAGCCCAGCGGCCUGCUCCGCCAGGGCAGCCUGGGAGCAGAGCAGCAGUACAAUGGAAAUCCUUAAACUAGAUGCACCAGAGAGACUGGGGCCAUGUACCGAAUACGGGGAAAGCACUGAUCAGAUGGUAGAUCUGGCAGCCCACCGGAGAGCCCAGCAUGGCAAGCGUGAUGGAGAUGAGAAAAGUACCACCCAGCUGGGAGAGAGAGCACGUGAGUCUGCCAAAUGUGGGAAAUGCUUUGUUAAGAAGGGGAAUCUCACAGCCCAUCGGAGGAGAUGGAGCCCUGAGGAAGCCAGUGGGUGUGAGGGAAAUCCAACAGCAACAGGAGAUCUCACAGCCCAUCAGAGACCUCUCAGGAGACGGGGCCCACAGGAACCCAACGGGUGUGAGGGAAAUCUGACAGGAGAUCUCGUAAGACACAAGACAAGCACCACAAAAGCAGAACCAUCCCCUGGCCCGGAAGUUGAGGAAAGCCACCAGGGAGCGCUCUGCGCCCCAAGGGGAGGCCUGAGGAGGAAGCGGACUCACACGUGCUCUGAAUGCGGGAAGAAGUUCAGCAAGAAAGGUAACCUCACCAAGCAUCAGCGCACCCACCGGGACGAGCGGCCGUUCAAGUGCAGCCAGUGCCAGAAGAGCUUCUUUGUGAGGUCCCAGCUCUCCCAGCAUGAGAGGAUCCACACGGGGGAGCGGCCGUACAAGUGCGCCGAGUGCGGCAAGCGCUUCACCCAGAAAUCCAACAUCAUCAUCCACCAGAGGAUCCACACGGGGGAGCGGCCCUUUAAAUGCGCUGACUGCGGGAAGAGCUUCAUCGACAAGUCGCAGCUCAUCACGCACCGCCGGACCCACACGGGGGAGCGGCCCUUCGCAUGCAGCGAGUGCGGGAAGGGGUUCCGGCAGAAGAUCACCCUGAUCACGCACCAGAGAAUCCACACCAGGGAGGAGCCCUACACCUGUCCUCAGUGCAGCAAGAGCUUCAGCCAGAAGGCCAACCUCAUGAGGCACCAGCUGAUCCACACGCGGGAGGGGCCGUACAUAUGCACCGAGUGCGGGGAGAGCUACAGUGCCAUCAGGCACCUGAAGAGGCACCAGUUGAGCCACGCCGGGGAAAGGCCCCACGUGUGCACCAAAUGCGGGAAGAACUUCACCCGCAAAUCAAGCCUCAACAGGCACCAAGAGAUCCACGCCAACGACAGGCCAUAUGCAGUGGUGGCAGCAGAAAACCUCACCGUGGUCUAUGAGAUAAUGCAGGUCCCACUCUAGCACUAGGGGUGGGGUGCGGGAUGUUGAGUUGCAGUGACGAUUUCCUCCGUGUCACCUGUAGGAGGUGCUCAGAAGCUCCCUGGGGGCUGCUCUCUCUCUUCAGCUGCCAUGGAGUCUAAAAUACCUGAAAAUCCAGCAGAGGACAAAGAGCAUGGGCUGGGUCCUUGCCGCUGUUUUAAUUUGUGUUUAUCUUGCACGGUAAUAAAUAAUCAAUCUG
Molecule: messenger RNA, 1949 nt
Organism: Mauremys mutica (yellowpond turtle)
Lineage: Eukaryota; Metazoa; Chordata; Testudines; Geoemydidae
Product: zinc finger protein 501-like
Exons: 2
Coding region: 524-1732 (402 amino acids)
Biological process (GO): regulation of transcription by RNA polymerase II
Cellular component (GO): nucleus
Molecular function (GO): RNA polymerase II cis-regulatory region sequence-specific DNA binding; DNA-binding transcription factor activity, RNA polymerase II-specific
Source: RefSeq, a predicted model, not a curated record